This is a messenger RNA of Trichomonas vaginalis G3, 240 nucleotides long. RefSeq lists its product as uncharacterized. The transcript has a single exon. Lineage: Eukaryota; Parabasalia; Trichomonadida; Trichomonadidae. The record is from RefSeq and is a predicted model, not a curated record. The coding region runs from base 1 to 240 and encodes 79 amino acids.
AUGGAUGAUUUAUGCCAAAGAAUAUUUGAUAUACAGCUAGCACUGGAGAUGGCUGUUAGUGGACCUAUAAAUGCAAAGCAAGUACAAGAACUUUCUGCUCAAAUGUCUCAAAUUGAGCAUGAAUUAGAAUUACAUGAAAGUCAAGUCGACGCGAUGCUUCCAUUAAUCGAAAAGUCAAAAGAUAUCAUUCAAGAAAUUCAACUCGCAAAGCAGGUUUUCGAAAAUGAAAUUCAUCAAUAA